This is a messenger RNA of Erigeron canadensis, 2268 nucleotides long. RefSeq names its product mitochondrial Rho GTPase 1-like. Gene Ontology annotation, cellular component: mitochondrial outer membrane. The record is from RefSeq and is a predicted model, not a curated record. The transcript has 14 exons. Gene Ontology annotation, molecular function: GTPase activity; calcium ion binding; GTP binding. Gene Ontology annotation, biological process: mitochondrion organization; small GTPase-mediated signal transduction. Lineage: Eukaryota; Viridiplantae; Streptophyta; Magnoliopsida; Asterales; Asteraceae. Bases 129 to 2081 code for a protein of 650 amino acids.
ACACACACUGAUAUAUACAUUAUACAUACAGAAAUAUAUCUAUAAAUCAAUUUAUUAAAAAACCCUUCUAUCAAAAAACCUUUCCUACAAAGCUACCCAAAAAUUUAGGGUUUUUGUAGAUUCUAUCCAUGUCAAUGGCAGCACUAGGACCAGAUGGUUCAUCUUCUUCCUCUACGACGGCUGGUGUCCGGAUCGUCGUCGCCGGUGACCGUGGCACCGGAAAAACCACUUUGAUAGUCAAAGCCGCUACUGACUCUUUUCCGACCAAGGUUCCUCCCUUGUUGCCGCCGACUAGGAUGCCGGAAGAAAUGUUCCCCGAUCGUGUUCCGGUUACUGUUAUUGAUACUUCUUCUAGUUUGGAGAGUAGAGGCAAACUUGCUGAUGAACUGCAGAGGGCUGAUGCAGUUGUUCUUACAUAUGCAUGUGAUCAGCCUGCGACCCUUGAUCGGUUGAGUACUUUUUGGCUCCCUGAACUUCGACGGUUAGAGGUAAAGGUACCUGUUAUAGUCGCAGGUUGUAAGUUGGAUCUAAGGGAGGAGCAUUAUCCACUUACUUUGGAGCAGGUGAUGUCACCAAUUAUGCAACAGUUUCGGGAGAUUGAAACAUGUAUCGAAUGUUCAGCAUAUAAAAGUAUUCAGAUCCCAGAGGUUUUUUACUAUUCCCAGAAGGCUGUUCUUCAUCCAACAGCCCCAUUAUUUGACCAGGAGUUACAGACCUUGAAACCCCGUUGUGUCAGGGCUUUGAAGAGAAUUUUUAUUCUCUGUGAUAAUGAUAGAGACGGUGCUCUAAGUGAUGCAGAGUUGAAUGAUUUCCAGGUCAAAUGUUUUAAUGCUCCAUUGCAACCCUCAGAGAUAGUUGGUGUAAAAAGAGUUGUGCAAGAAAAAUUGCCUGAAGGAGUUAAUAUGAAUGGCCUCACAUUAACAGGCUUUCUUUUCCUACAUGCACUAUUCAUUGAAAAGGGUCGUCUUGAGACAACAUGGACUGUUUUAAGAAAGUUUGGGUACACUAAUGAGAUAAGGCUUUGUGAUGAUCAGCUCUUGCCUCCAAUUAAAAGAACUCCUGAUCAGAGUGUGGAGCUGACAAGUGAAGCUGUUGACUUUCUCAGAGGGGUGUUUUUCUCCUUUGACAUGGAUGGUGAUGGAGCUCUUAAUGCACAGGAACUAGAUGACGUGUUUUCAACUGCACCAGAGAGUCCUUGGUAUGUAGCUCCAUAUGCUAAUGCAGCAGAGCAUAAUGCUUUGGGAGGAUUAUCACUUGAUGGGUUUUUGUCUCAGUGGGCUCUUAUGACGCUUCUAGACCCAGUCCUUAGUGUUGAGAAUCUCAUAUACCUCGGAUAUGCUGGUGAUCCUUCUUCUGCAGUAAAAGUUACCCGUAGAAGACGUGUUGACCGCAAGAAGCAACACUCUGACCGAAAUGUCUUCCAGUGCUUUGUUUUCGGGCCUAAGGAGGCGGGGAAGUCUUCGUUGUUGCAGUCUUUUGUUGGAAGCCCGUUUUCUGAAACUUAUACACCAACUACCGAGGAACGAUGUACAGUUAAUAUUGUUGAUCAGCCUGACGGAACAAGGAAAACUUUAAUUUUGAGAGAGAUUCCUGAAGAUGCUAUUAAAAAGUUGCUGAAUGAUAAGGAUGCGUUGGCACCAUGUGACAUAGCUGUAUUUGUUCAUGAUAGUUCAAAAGAGGCUUCAUGGUUAACAGCAACAGAAUUACUUGUUCAAGUUGCUAGUCAUGGGGAGUCCACUGGGUAUGAGGUUCCCUGCCUCAUUGUUGCUGCUAAAGACGACCUUGAACCAUACCCAACUGCAAUACACGAUUCAACAAGGGUAAGCCAAGAUAUGGGAAUAGAGGCUCCUAUACCUAUUAGUACAAAAUUGGGAGACUUCAAUAAUAUCUAUAGGAGAAUUGUGAGAGCAGCAGAACACCCUCAUUUGAGCAUUCCUGAAACAGAAGCUGGCAAGACUCGGAAACAGUAUCACAGGCUUCUUAACCGUUCUCUGAUGGUUAUUUCAGUGGGAGCUGCAGUUGGAAUUGUUGGGUUAGCUGCAUACCGUGUUUAUGCUACCAGGAAGAAUUCUUCAUCUUGAAAGAGCUGGCUACAAUGCUUAAAGCGCUGUUGUGAUUUGAUGCAAUAACUGAAUUUGGAUCAGAGCCAUGUUUUGUUUUUCUUUUCUAAUAUCUACAAUCCUUGUAUUCUUCUUCUGAUAGUCAUGUAAAGAAUGUGUUGCUAGCUUUGUUUCUGACUUGUUGAGAUGGCUCUAAGCUUUUCCCCAA